CCUGCGACAGCUCAGUCGGGCGGCGGUUUGUUUUGGUAGAUGAAUGAAAACCACUCACUGUGUUAUUAUUUUGAUGCUUUAAUCAGGUGAAUCAACAUGAUCCACGAGCUCUUACUGGCGCUAAGUGGAUAUCCGGGCACGAUCUUUACAUGGAAUAAACGAACAGGUUUGCAGGUGUCCCAGGAUCUGCCCUUUCUUCACCCGAGUGAGACCAGUGUCCUCAACCGGCUGUGUAAAUUGGGCUCUGAUUACAUACGCUUCACUGAGUUCAUAGAGCAGCACACCGGUCAUGUUCAUCAACAAGAACAUCACACAAACCAGCCCAACCAGACGGGACUUCAUGGAAUCUAUUUGCGGGCGUUUUGCACAGGUUUGGACUCCAUGCUGCAGCCGUACAGGCAGGUUCUGCUGGACCUCGAACAAGAGUUCCUUGGAGAUCCACAUCUGACAAUAUCACAUGUAAACUACAAGCUCGAUCAGUUUCAGCUGCUGUUUCCCUCUGUCAUGGUGGUGGUAGAGACAAUAAAAUCACAGAAGAUUCAUGGCUGUCAGAUCCUGGAGACGGUGUACAAGCACAGCUGUGGGGGGCUUCCUCCUGUACGCAUGGCCUUAGAAAAGAUUCUGGCUGCAUGCCACGGCGUUAUGUACAAACAGCUAGCAGCUUGGAUGCUGCACGGAUUACUAUUGGACCAAAAUGAGGAGUUUUUUGUGAAGCAGGGUCCCAGUGCAGGAGGUGCUGCUGCCAACCAGGAGGAAGAGGAGGAAGACCUGGGAUUAGGAGGCUUGAGUGGGAAACAGCUCAGAGAGUUACAGGACCUGAGGCUGAUUGAAGAGGAGAACAUGCUGGCUCCUUCUCUUCAGCAGUUCUCUCUGCGAACAGAGAUGCUUCCGUCUUAUAUUCCCAUCCGAGUGGCUGAGAAGAUCCUCUUUGUGGGAGAGUCUGUUCAGAUGUUUGAAAACCACAACCACAGCCCAUCCAGAGCUGGCUCCAUACUGAAACACCAGGAGGACAUGUUUGCAGCUGAGCUGCACAGACUCAAACAGCAGCCUCUUUUCAGCUUGGUGGACUUUGAAAAUUUAAUCGAUCGCAUCAGGAGCACCGUGGCAGAGCAUCUGUGGACAUUGAUGGUGGAGGAGGCAGACCUGCUUGAACAGCUCAAGAUCAUUAAAGACUUCUACUUGUUGGGCCGUGGCGAACUCUACCAGGUUUUUAUUGACCUGGCGCAGCACAUGCUGAAGACGCCUCCGACAGCUGUUACUGAGCACGACGUCAACGUGGCCUUCCAGCAAGCGGCUCAUAAGGUGCUGCUGGACGAUGACAACCUCCUGCCUCUGCUGCACCUCACUGUGGACUACCAGGGCAAAGACAGCAAAGAGGCGUCAUGCACCAGAGAUGGAGCCACUCCCCCUCAGGACACCUCUCCUCGAGAGGUUCCUCCCACCGGCUGGGCGGCUCUGGGCCUCAUCUACAAGGUCCAGUGGCCGCUGCACAUCCUCUUCACUCCUGCUGUCCUGGAGAAGUACAAUGUUGUGUUCAGGUACCUGCUGAGCGUGCGGCGGGUUCAGUCACAGCUGCAGCACUGCUGGGCUCUUCAGAUGCAGCGGAAACACCUCAAGUCCAGCCAGACGGAUGCUAUUAAGUGGAGACUGCGCAACCACAUGGCAUUCUUGAUUGACAACCUGCAGUACUACUUACAGGUGGAUGUUCUGGAGUGCCAGUUCUCUCAGCUGCUUCAGCAGAUCAACUCCACCAGGGACUUUGAGAGUAUCCGACUGGCCCACGAUCAUUUCCUCAGUAACCUCCUCGCCCAGUCCUUCAUCCUCCUGAAGCCGGUGUUCCACUGCCUGAAUGAGAUCCUGGAGCUCUGUCAGAACUUCUGCUCACUGGUCAGUCAGUGUGUUGCUUCCUUGGAUGAGAGAGGAACCGCUCAGCUGGACCUGCUGGUCAAGGGCUUCAGACGCCAGUCGUCCCUGCUGUUUAAAAUCCUGUCCAGUGUGAGGAAUCAUCAGAUCAACUCGGAUCUGGCUCAGCUGUUACUGCGACUCGAUUACAACAAGUACUACACUCAAGCUGGAGGCACCCUCGGCAGUGUUUAAGAAGAGCAGAGUGCAGAGGAUUAAGACGUGUGGUUCAUUUAUCUUCAUGUAUAGUGUAAAAAUUGCAUGUUUCUUUGGAGAAAAUAAACUUAAAACCAUUAAAAUGAAA
This is a messenger RNA of Melanotaenia boesemani (Boeseman's rainbowfish), 2206 nucleotides long. RefSeq names its product tubulin, gamma complex associated protein 4 (gene tubgcp4). Gene Ontology annotation, biological process: meiotic cell cycle; cytoplasmic microtubule organization; mitotic cell cycle. Gene Ontology annotation, cellular component: spindle pole; centrosome; gamma-tubulin complex. NCBI's taxonomy places the organism in Eukaryota, Metazoa, Chordata, Actinopteri, Atheriniformes, Melanotaeniidae. The record is from RefSeq and is a predicted model, not a curated record. Gene Ontology annotation, molecular function: gamma-tubulin binding; microtubule minus-end binding. The transcript has 18 exons. Bases 97 to 2097 code for a protein of 666 amino acids.